GAGAUCCUCCCAUAGAAUUUGCUCUUUUUCGAAGAAAAUCUCAAAAAAUGUCUGGAUUUGGCGAUAAUUUCGAACAGGGAGAAGUGGACCCUGCCGCGGACUUUUUGGCAAGAGAACAGAACGAACUGGCUGGGCUGGAAGACGAAGUGAAACCUGCGGCUGUCACUGUUUCUAUGGCCAUGGCCAAUGGAGACGAUCCCACUAAUUCUGCAGGCAGUUUUGAAAUGGUUGAUAAUUUUGAACAGGAAGGCAUUGAAAUUAAAAAAGAAAUCUUUGAUCAGGAAAAAGAGUUUGUUGAUGAAAACCCAUCGGUUUUUGAAUAUGAUUCUUUGGCUGAACAGUCUAAGCUAAGUCGUUACGAUGUUACUGAACCAGUUGACUUUGGUUCUGGAAUAUCUCCUCCAGUGUCCUUGCAUCAGGCUAGAGAGGAACCAGAGAAGAUAAAAAUAUGGAGAGAGGAGCAAGUUAAGAGGCUAGAAGAGAAAGAUAAGCAAGAAGAAAAGAAAAAGGCAGAAUUGAGAGAGCAAGCGAAAAAGGAAUUGGCCGAUUGGUACAGAAACCACGAGGAAACUAUUGCAAAAACUAAAGCUGCUAAUAGAAAUGCAGAGAAACAAUUUGUUGCCGAAGACGACGAAAUUGAGCCAGGUACUGAAUGGGAAAGGAUUGCUAAAUUGUGCGACUUUAAUUCCAAGGCCAAGCCUGGCAGCAAGGACUUGUCCCGGAUGCGUUCCAUGAUUCUUCAAAUGAAACAGAACCCAGUGCAAAUUAAAAAUAAGGCUUAGACCAAACGAUCGAGAGUACAUACCUAUAUAUUUAUGAAUUAUUAUUGUUGCAUUAGUAUUGUUUAAUAUUUUUUUGGGAUUUCCAAAAAAUUGAGCCCAACAUAAAUAUUUCAUUAGAAGUGAAGUAACAUACACUAUCGGACAAAAGUAAAGCAACACUUAUGAAAAUAUCAAAUGUUUAAUCUUCAAAAAUAAAAUAAGCAUUAGCGAAGAUUAAAAUCGUUUCAGUUCGAAAUGUCAUAGUUUGCUUCAGGCUGACAGGCUAAAUAUAAUUGUUUUCAAAUGUCAAAUUAACUUGUAUGCAAUAAUUUAUUCAAACAAUACACUUUAUUAGCGCGAAAAAAGUAGAGCCACUUUAAAGAAAUCAGCAUUUUAUUGCAUUUAACAACACAGAAACAACAACUAUAGUUAAAAGCUUAAUAAAAUAGACAAUAAUGUUUUUCAGGCCUUCUUGAUCUUGGCAUUUUUCAACGUACACGUUCAUUGAAACGUGAAAUUAUUAGAUAAGUACACCGUAUUUUGGUGAAUAUUUUAUUUUAUAAUAAGUGAUGCUCUACUUUUGUCCGAUAGUGUACUUAGUCAGUUUCCAUUUAUUGUUAUAUUAUUAUUGUAUGUACUAUUGAACAGAAUUAAUACUUUUUUUAUCGUAACCUACCUAUAAUAUUAACUAUUGUUAUUAUUUUUAGCCGUAAUUAAAAUAUGUGCAAGAAUAAAUGAAUUAUUUUACUUUCAAAAU
Ceutorhynchus assimilis (cabbage seed weevil) is the source of this 1518-nucleotide messenger RNA. The record is from the annotation of a GenBank genome assembly. NCBI's taxonomy places the organism in Eukaryota, Metazoa, Arthropoda, Insecta, Coleoptera, Curculionidae.